Molecule: messenger RNA, 1025 nt
Organism: Erythranthe guttata (spotted monkey flower)
Lineage: Eukaryota; Viridiplantae; Streptophyta; Magnoliopsida; Lamiales; Phrymaceae
Source: RefSeq, a predicted model, not a curated record
UAAUAAUCAUCGUAUCUAAACAACAGCCGAAACAACCUCCUCCAAUCCUUCAUUUCACCAUGAAUUUCUUCAAAUCCAUUUUACUAGACGAUCCGGACCCUCCCAAAUCCCAUAAUUCCGAUCAACCCGGUCCAAAUUCCCCCCUCAAACCGCCUCAUCAAGAUCAGGAAGGCACUGCUGCUGAUGGGUGGAGUUUCGGAGGUUUGAUUAAAACUUUGGCUACCCGAUCCGAAUCGGUGAUCGAAACGUACCGUAAAGAUCUGGAGGAAUUCGGAUCGGGUCUGAAAAAAGAGUCCGAGAUAAUCCGGGAGGCCGCCAGCCGAGCCGUGAAGGAUCUCCCGGCUUCACUCGAAGCCGGCACUUCAGCUGCGCAGGGCGUGCUGGAUGGUGUGCUGAAGUCAACAGCCGAAAUCAUUUCGAAGGAAACCCAAGCUUUCGGGUCGGAUGGGGAACCCGAGACCCCGGAAACGAAUCGGGGCUUGAAUUCGGGUCGGUACAGUUGGUUUGAAUCUCAGGUGAGUGCUGUUCAGAGUGAUCCGAAUACUUUCUGUGAAGAGCCGGAGGAUGUGGAGGAGUACAAGAAGUGGAAACUGACGUUUGAUCUGGAUGAGAAGAAGGGCGAAAUCGAGGAUAUGGUUGGGGAGAAUGGGAAUUUGGAGGGUGUUUACGAAAGGGUUGUUCCGAGUGUGGUUGAUCACGAGACGUUUUGGUGUCGGUAUUUUUACAGAGUGGUUAAACUGAAGCAGCAGGAGAGUGUUAGGGCGAAUCUUGUGAAGAGAGCGAUUUCGGCUGAUGAAGACGAUGAUCUGUCGUGGGAUGUCGAUGAUGAUGACGUUGUUGUGGCAAAAGAUGGUAAUGGGAGUAAGGUAAAGAGUGGUGCAGAGGUGAAAGAAGUGAAGUCCGAAGUGAACAGAGACGAGCUCAGGAAGCAGUUGAGUGUUGAAGACGAUGGAGACGAGGAUUUGAGUUGGGAUAUUGAAGAUGAUGAUGAUGAUAAUAAUGUGCCGGUGAAAUCGAAAUCGUGA